UUGUGCCUUUAACUGUCCCAGGCAAAACUCCUUUACUAUAUAAUUAAUCAAGAGUAAUUGCUGUACUUAAAGAUAAUUGAGGUUGGGGUUUGUGUCUGUCAAUACUGGCGAAAAAAUGUCCAUAGCAAAGAAAAAGAAGAUGUGCCUGUCAGUCAAACUGAAGGGUCGCUUCUCCCCUCAUCCAGGACGUCAGGUCGAUAGUCGAGCAGCAGAUCCGGACAGGGCAGUACUAAUAUGACAGCUUGUACUAGAACUUUCUGCCGCUCACUUACAGCUUCCUUCAUGAACGGCAUCGGUGGCAGUAGGUUUCAGUCCACCAUUUUGUACUGGAUAAACGGGUUCUGCUAAGUUCGUCCGUGAUUCGCACUGCUGGCAGGUCGGGGGUCUGAAACUAGCUAUCAGGCUAAGCUAAAGCUAAAACUAAAGCCUGUUUACAGGACGGCAGGCUGGCUAACUCCGAGGCUAACGGGUAGCUGUCUGCAGGGAUGUUUGGGUGUUUGGUCGCUGGUAGGUUGGUGCAGACGGACGCGGUGCAGGUCGCCUCAGACAAGUUCGUGUUCAACUUAUCGGACUACGAGAACGUGAACCAUGUGGUAGUGUUCAUGCUGGGCACGGUGCCGUUCCCUGUCGGCAUGGGCGGCGCAGUUUACUUCUCCUUCCCGGACCCGGCGGGCGGCGGCCCGGUGUGGCAGCUGCUCGGAUUCAUCACCAACGACAAGCCAAGUGCCAUAUUUAAGAUUUCUGGGCUGAAGGCCGGGGUAGGUGGGGCGCACCCUUUCGGCAUGAUGGCCCCCUCGUCGUCGCCCUCCGUCGCUCAGGUCGGCGUGUCAGUGGAGGCUCUGGAGCAGCUGGCCCAGCAGAUCCCGGUGUCCAGCGCCGCCGUGUCCACCGUGGACUCCUUCCUGCAGUUCACUCAGAAGAUGCUGGACAGUCUGUACAACUUCGCCUCGUCCUUCGCCGUGUCGCAGGCCCAGAUGACCCCGAACCCCACGGAGACAUUCAUCCCGUCCAGCUGCAUCCUCAAAUGGUAUGAAAACUUUCAGAGGAGGAUGGCACAGAACCCGAACUUCUGGAAAAACUGAUGAAAGCCGAGACACUGGAGGAGAACAUGAGAGACUCUGACCACAGAGGGAACCUGGACAGUUUCCACAGAGCCUCACGGUUCAAAUAAAAGUCUCUUUUCAUCCA
Scatophagus argus is the source of this 1188-nucleotide messenger RNA. It is a transcript of the gene hikeshi, whose product is annotated as heat shock protein nuclear import factor hikeshi. NCBI's taxonomy places the organism in Eukaryota, Metazoa, Chordata, Actinopteri, Scatophagidae. The record is from RefSeq and is a predicted model, not a curated record. The transcript has a single exon. Gene Ontology annotation, biological process: protein import into nucleus. Gene Ontology annotation, molecular function: nuclear import signal receptor activity; Hsp70 protein binding. Gene Ontology annotation, cellular component: cytosol; nucleus. The coding region runs from base 486 to 1082 and encodes 198 amino acids.